This is a messenger RNA of Spodoptera frugiperda (fall armyworm), 2299 nucleotides long. Its product is annotated as serine/threonine-protein kinase RIO3. Gene Ontology annotation, biological process: protein phosphorylation; maturation of SSU-rRNA. Gene Ontology annotation, cellular component: cytosol; preribosome, small subunit precursor. Lineage: Eukaryota; Metazoa; Arthropoda; Insecta; Lepidoptera; Noctuidae. Gene Ontology annotation, molecular function: ATP binding; protein serine/threonine kinase activity. The record is from RefSeq and is a predicted model, not a curated record. The coding region runs from base 313 to 2109 and encodes 598 amino acids. The transcript has 2 exons.
GUGUUUAUAAAUUUUAAAUAAAUUAUCGGUAAGUUUUUAUUUCACAAGGAUUUGGAUUUUGGAUAAAAUAAAAUCAUUUUGAACAAAAGUGUGCUUCUUUAAAUGGCUACACUGAAAACACUACCAUAAAAUAAAAACAAGGUCCUCUGUUCUUUGAAUGUCAAAAUUGUCAAACCAACCAAGAAAGGUUUGUGUACGUCCGUGAAUAUUUUACCAUAUUGUGUAAUAUUUAAUUUACCUGCUUUAAACAGGGAUAUAAGUUAUAAACAUUAUUAUAAAGUCUGUGAUAUAGUUAUAAUUAUUUAAAACAAAAUGUCGAACCCCUGGAAGAAAAUUGCUGCACCUGCAGAAGUACAAGACUUAUCGGACAUCAUGUCCGAAGAAUUCGCGAGGGGACUUCAGGUUAAAGAGGAAAUUAGGUUUGCUGAGCGGCUAUCAGACCAGCACGUGAGUACGUCUAACGAAAUACCACCGGAGUUGCUGCAUGAUAUCGAGACCUCGAAUGCAAAGGACUAUUGUGAUUCCGAUGCUAUUAUUGCAAAGGUUUUGCAAUGCCAAUUUGACAGAGAAUAUGACAAUGAACUCAAAGUGGUUGAGAAAAAACGUAACGGCGACUCAAAAGUCUCAAUAUCUUAUGAUAAUUUCUAUCAUGUGCCCAAGCAUUUGAUAUACGAUUCUGAUUCAGAUGAAGAGGAUGUGGAUACAGAGAAGAAAGAUUGGGAUCGAUUUGAGACCAACGAGAAAGAAUUCGCAAGUUUACCAAAACGAGGGUAUGUCAUGAAAGAUGGAGAGAUGGUCACUAAACAUGACAGUGUGAUCAAUGGCAGGAGGAAUGCUUGCCGUGUGAUGGCAUUCCCUCCAGAGGUGUGCACAGGGGAUGGUGCUGGGUUUGACAUGAAACUCUCCAACUCUGUAUUCAAUCAUUUGAGGGAACAAACAAAACAUUAUCAAACACGUAAAACUAAGAUGUUGGACCGUAAAGAGAGUCAUGCCACUGCAGAAAUGGGUCUCGAUGAACCGACAAGACUUCUUCUUUUCAAACUUAUUAACAAUGAAGUGUUGGAGGAUAUCAAUGGAAUAAUCUCAACUGGCAAGGAAUCUGUGGUCUUACAUGCUGCUGGUAACACCAAUUACCCUGACCUGACGGUUCCUAAAGAAUGUGCAAUAAAAGUAUUUAAAACUACCCUGAAUGAGUUCAAAACUCGUGAUAAGUAUAUUGAAGCUGAUUACCGCUUCAAGGACAGGUUCUCGAAGCAAAACCCACGCAAGAUAGUACACAUGUGGGCUGAGAAGGAGAUGCAUAACAUGCUUCGAAUGAAGAAAAUUGGUUUGAACUGUCCUGAUAUGGUUUGUUUGAAGAAACAUAUUUUGGUGAUGUCUUUCAUUGGUAAAGACAACAAGCCUGCUCCUAAACUAAGGGAUGUGAUUUUGAAGCCUGAGAAAUGGCAGAGUGUGUACAAUGAGGUGGUGGAGGCGGUGCACAAGCUGUACAACACGGGACACAUGAUUCAUGCUGACCUCUCCGAGUACAACAUCCUGUGGUGGGACAACAAGUGCUGGUUCAUAGAUGUGUCCCAGUCUGUGCAGCCUGAUCACCCGAAUGGUCUAGAGUUCUUGCUGAGGGAUUGCCAGAACAUUGCCAAUUUCUUUGACAAGAAAGGUGUCACUGACAUGAAGUCUGGUGAAGAUUUGUUCAAGUCAAUCACUGGAUUUGAUGAAGUUGAUGUGAACCUACUUGAAGGUGUCCACACUGUGUACAACUCUCUGUCCUCACGCUUUGAGAUUGCACCUGAUGACAACAGGAACAUCAGCUAUCCAUUUGAGUACUGCUGGAACAAGUCUAACGAGGUGAAGGCGGCUAAAAGUGACAAGAGUGCUGAUGAGGAAGAUGAAGAUGAGGUGGAUGUGUUUGAGGAGAUGUGGACCCACUCCAAGCAGGGCAAGCCUGUCAUUGACACGGCUGCUGACUUCGGAAAUGAGGUCAAAGUACAAGAAAGUACCUCCAAAGAGAAAGAUGUAUUAGUAGAUCAUAAUGUAAACUUUCCUAAAGAAAUAAAUGUUAUUAUACCUAAGUCAGAUGACAUAAGUGAUACAGACAAAAAUUCUUAAAGGAUAUUUUUAAAUAAUGUGUUUAUAAAGGCAAAGAGAAUAUAAAAUGUUUUUUAUCCUAGUAUGAAAAACUAAAAAAAAAGAACAAAUAAAUGUAAUAAAUGACGACAUUUAUACUGUUGUAUACUAGGGAAUGUAUAUGACAAUGUAUUUAUGAAAUUUUGAAUAAUAGAAUUGAGUGUUAAUGAAA